Messenger RNA from Neurospora tetraspora, 813 nucleotides. RefSeq lists its product as uncharacterized. The record is from RefSeq and is a predicted model, not a curated record. NCBI's taxonomy places the organism in Eukaryota, Fungi, Ascomycota, Sordariomycetes, Sordariales, Sordariaceae. The transcript has a single exon. The coding region runs from base 46 to 813 and encodes 255 amino acids.
AGAAGACUCACGUCAGGUUCGCGCAUCGCGCACACGAUUUCCAAGAUGCCGCCGUGGGCUCCAGAUGCCACGAUCGAGUUCACGGGCAGUCAGCUACUCCAUCUGAAUCAAACCAAUCAAGUUUAUGAAGAAUGGGAAGGCUUCGGCGACUCUGACGGCGAUUCUGAUUCCCACUCGAGUGAAAACCCCCCACCCCAGCCCGCCAGCAAAUCUAGUGAUCCAACAGGCGAUCCAGAAGACGACGAUCUCUUUGAUCCUAGAGAUGCGAUUCUCAACCCACCCUCCGGCGCCAUCCACCCCUCCACAACAAUCGAAGGCCUGCAAGAAUCAGUCAACAAGUGGGCGCUCAACCAUGGAUUCGCAGUGACCCGUGGGCAAGGGCGUGGCACCAAGCCCAGAGUCCCAGCCAAAGACUACACUCGAUACUACUUCUUUUGCGAUCGAUUUGGCAAGCCGCGCAAAUCCACCGCCACCAUAAUAACCAUUCGGAAGACAGCCUCGCGCAAGUGUGGUUGCAACUGGAAAGCAUUUGCAAAGAAGGACAAGGAGGGGGUUUGGCACUUCCGUUUACACGACAAAGCCGUCCAUCGUGUACACAACCAUGGCCAGACUCACCACCCUUCUGAACACACUCAACACCGCAGGCUGCAGCCAGAAGUUUUCGAAGCAAUUGACGAGGCUUCCAAGCUCAACGGUAUGCCUGCCCGUGAGGUUGACUCCGUCCUACGGAAAAGAUUUCCAGGCUCGGUACACACGAGGAGGGACAUCUACAAUGCGCGCGCGCGUAUCCGCCUUCGUAAUCUCAAUGGUUAG